Molecule: messenger RNA, 1110 nt
Organism: Saccostrea cuccullata (small rock oyster)
Lineage: Eukaryota; Metazoa; Mollusca; Bivalvia; Ostreida; Ostreidae
Product: microtubule-associated protein 1A-like
Exons: 4
Coding region: 421-873 (150 amino acids)
Source: RefSeq, a predicted model, not a curated record
AAAGUUUUCACGACGAUGUCUAAUGUACAGGAGGAGAGGAGGGAUUUCAUCACCAGAGAAAUUGACAAAGAUUAUGUGAAGGUUGUUCAAAAAAUUUAUAUUGGAUGGUAUAAAACGCCAAUAUCUGGAUCAGACAUGAGAAAGGCUGUCAGAUAUAUUCAAAGGAUCUUGGAAGGAGAAGAAAGUCAUAGGAAAGCAACAAAACUGUUUGAUGCUAUACAACAUAUUGAUAUGAUGAGAAAGAAAGGGCGACUAGACCAAGAGGGUCUUCCAGUGGACUAUUCAAUGUAGGAGCUUUGGCAUAUCUUGCUAGAAAGGAAUGAACACCCACAAGAGAACUUGCAAAGAAUUGUGAAAGAGUUCGAAGAUAAAAGAGGCUUUCGACCUUCUCCAGAAGAAUUCGAAGAUUUGUUUAACUCAAUGAAAGGUAAUAUAGUCAAACUGGAACAGGAAGGAGUAAUUAAAGAUAUACAAAUUGAGGAAGGAAACGAAGAACUUCAGCGAAAAAAUAUUCUGCUUCAAGAGAAAGAUGGAAUUAUAAAAGAUAAGGAUAUUAUGCUGGAAGAUAAGGAUAGAAUGCUGGAAGAUAAAGAUAAAAUGCUGGAAGAUAAGGAUAGAAUGCUGGAAGAUAAGGAUAGAAUGCUGGAAGAUAAAGAUAAAAUGCUGGAAGAUAAAGAUAAAAUGCUGGAAGAUAAGGAUAAAAUGCUGGAAGAUAAGGAUAGAAUGCUGAAAGAUAAGGAUAGAUUGCUGGAAAAUAAGGAGAAAGAAAUACAAUGGCGAAACAGAAAGAUAAAGAAAAUGCAAGAGUGGUUAGAGCAAAUGCAAGUAUUGUCAGCCAAAGGUUUGUUGUUGAGCGAGAAUGAAGCUUAUUAAACGUUUCAAAGUAAUUACCUAUAUAAGAAGAAAACUAUUUUGAGAUAUGCGUCAUAUUCAUAUUAUCUUGGUUUUGUACAACAUGAUUAAUCAUUGAAACAGUAUUUUUAAAUUGUGUAGUAGUAAAAUUGGAUGAAUCUGGAAACAUACAUAAUUACAUUAUUUUUCUGUAGAUUUCAUAAAAUUGUACCUAAUAUUGAAUAUUUUCAAUCAUUAUUUUUAGAAUACAUAAAACAU